This is a messenger RNA of Tribolium madens (black flour beetle), 1137 nucleotides long. RefSeq names its product fructose-1,6-bisphosphatase 1-like. The record is from RefSeq and is a predicted model, not a curated record. Bases 62 to 1078 code for a protein of 338 amino acids. The transcript has a single exon. Gene Ontology annotation, biological process: sucrose biosynthetic process; gluconeogenesis; fructose metabolic process. Lineage: Eukaryota; Metazoa; Arthropoda; Insecta; Coleoptera; Tenebrionidae. Gene Ontology annotation, cellular component: cytoplasm; cytosol. Gene Ontology annotation, molecular function: fructose 1,6-bisphosphate 1-phosphatase activity.
AUUACUGUCAAUCAACGCAGACGACGACAAAAAUCCAGAUUUCUCGUUUCAAACGUCAAAAAUGACUUCGAGUUCGCGUAUCGUGGACCCCAGCACUACCACUCUCACAAAAUUCAUCUUUGCUGAAGAAAAUCGCAUUUGGCAAGCCACUGGUGAACUCACAAGACUCCUCAACUCGAUUCAAAUGGCUACGAAGUCAGUCAGUGCUUUAGUUAGGAGAGGCGGAGUGUCACAUUUUUUCGCCUCAAAUGAUAAAAGUAAAGAAACGAAAAAACUACAAACGAUAGCUAACGAAGUCUUCAUCAACAUGCUCACAUCGUCGUAUUCUGUCGGUGUGAUACUCUCACAAGAUAAUUCAAAGCCUUUGGAAAUUGAUAGGGACCAUAAAGGCAAGUAUAUUGUUACUAUUGACCCUCUGGAUGGUUUUUCCAACGCUGAUUGUAACAUUGCUCUUGGUUCCAUUUUCAUGGUAAUGGAUAAAGGCGAUGAUAAUAUACCAACAGCUCAAGAUGUCUUGUUUGAGGAUAAUCAAAUCACUGCAGCAGGAUAUGCUUUAUACGGAAGUGCCACAACUUUAGUUUUGUCAACGGGAGAAGGAGUUAACACAUUUAUCCUUGAUACAGAAAUCGGGGAGUACGUAAUGAUGGAAUAUAAUUUAAAAAUCCCGAAAAAAGGCAACACAUAUUCCAUCAAUGAAGGUUAUGCUUCCUACUGGGAAGAUAUAGUGAGGAGUUACGUGCACUCGAAAAAAUAUCCCUCAUCGGGAAAACCCUACACUGGAAGAUACGUCGGUUCGAUGGUUGCAGAUGUCCACAGGACUCUAAGACACGGAGGGAUUUUUAUGUAUCCAGAAACUAAGGAGCAUCCUCAUGGCAAAUUGAGGUUGUUGUACGAAUGCAAACCCAUGGCUUUUAUCGUGGAACAAGCUGGAGGGCUUGCUACAAACGGGUGUGAAAGCAUUUUGGAGAUCAAACCGACUGAACUGCAUGAGAGAACGCCACUUUUUUUGGGCUCAAAAAGCGAUGUGCAGGAGUUUCUUGGGCUAGCUUCAAGGCGGAGCUCUAGAAGUCUUCAUUGAAUUGUUUUGAAGCUUUUAAUGUAUUGUGUUAAGAAUUUUUUUUAAAUAAAGUUGCUUCA